CAUAACUUACAAGGAGUUUUUGUUUGAUGGGCCGGAAACGUCAGGCUGACGAGAGCGAGGCCGAGGCAGGCGACGACGUCAUACGCCUUCGUCUACUGGAGGGUACAAGGCAGCAUUACAACACCAUGGUCUCGCACUUCAAGCGAUGGCUGCAAGCCAAUAACCCGGUGCAUGUUGUGGGCGAAACCAUAAUGUUACCUCUUCCAGAGAAUGUGUGCAAGAUGUACCUCUCCUACGUGUCCGUGAAACGCGACAAGCAAGGUAACGAGCUGUUGCCAAGAACGUUCAACACGGCAUCGACAGUCAACGGGUACAAGAGUGCGAUCAAGUUCUUGUACAAGGAGUCCAGCAUGGAAGUAUCGUCCGAAGUGGACUCAACACUUUCAGCAUUUUCGGAUGGGUACAAGCGACAUGUGGCCCAGAUGAAGCAGAACGGGACUAUGUCAAUCAAUGAAGGCAAAAGUCCUGUAUCAUUUUCAGGGUUCGUGUUUUUGGCCGCGAAAGCAUUGGGGAAUGUAUCGGUUCACAACCAAUACCUCAACGUCCACUGCUUUUUGCUGUUCAGUUGGAAUUUGAUGGCAAGGGCAGCGUCCGUUGGUUCAAUUCGAUAUGAUCACAUCUCUUGGAAUGGGGAUGCAAUGGUUGUCAAGUUUGGUCUGAUGAAGAAUGAUCAAGAGGGAAAGACUUGCUUCCCUAAGCAUGUCUUUGCCAACCCAAUGAAUCCCACUAUCUGCCCUGUGUUGAGGUAUUAUAUUCACCUCGCCGUGCUCGUGUUUACCAGGGGGUCGAGGCGUGAGGGUACUUCCACCCUUGUAUUUGGGGCGAAUGCAAAGGAACGGUUUUCUGCGUGGCUGACCAAGACCUGCCAGGUGCACCGCGACGAAAUUGUCGCCCUUGGACUGAGUGUGGAGGACCUGGGAACCCACUCCUUUCGUAAAGGGGUGGCCACUGCUAUUACAAACACUCCGGGCGGGCCACCGAUGACGUCAGUUUGGUUGAGGGCUGGUUGGAGUCUCGGUAACGUUCAGGGCAGAUAUAUUUUCUCUGGCACUGGCGGCGAUCAAUUCGUUGGAAGAUGUGCUGCAGGUAUAAGGCAAUUCAAUUAAAAAAAA
This is a messenger RNA of Aphanomyces astaci, 1112 nucleotides long. RefSeq lists its product as hypothetical. The coding region runs from base 27 to 1106 and encodes 359 amino acids. The record is from RefSeq and is a predicted model, not a curated record. The transcript is spliced from 5 exons. Lineage: Eukaryota; Oomycota; Saprolegniomycetes; Saprolegniales; Verrucalvaceae. Gene Ontology annotation, molecular function: DNA binding. Gene Ontology annotation, biological process: DNA integration; DNA recombination.